Messenger RNA from Rasamsonia emersonii CBS 393.64, 3453 nucleotides. Its product is annotated as MIZ zinc finger domain protein. Bases 1 to 3453 code for a protein of 1150 amino acids. The transcript has a single exon. Gene Ontology annotation, molecular function: SUMO ligase activity; zinc ion binding. Gene Ontology annotation, biological process: protein sumoylation. NCBI's taxonomy places the organism in Eukaryota, Fungi, Ascomycota, Eurotiomycetes, Eurotiales, Trichocomaceae. The record is from RefSeq and is a predicted model, not a curated record.
AUGAAUUCCCACCACCACGGUCGACCUCCCCCGCCUGGGGUUGUGCGGGGAGUCGAGUCUUCCAACUCUACUGCCAACAAAUUUCUAGGCACCACGCGCAGACCAUGGAUGUUGGGAGAAGUGCCCCCCAGGAGGCAGCCGGCACCAGGGGCUAAUGCGAACAGCACGCCUUCCUCUCUUGCACCCCGGACUCCUGCCCCUACUGCUAGCUCGCCCAGAGAAGAGUCUCAAGCCGGGAUACAACAGUCUAUAUCCCCAGCUUUAGCAUCAUCGAUUGUGCAGAGCGCACAGAGCAUGACCACUGCUGUUUCCUAUGCAGGUCCCGCUCCGGUGUCCCCCAUCACUCCUGGCAGCCAAUUACCUGAGUCCGGACCAGUCUCCUGCAAUUCCUUACCCCUUCAACAGACCUCAGCAGCACCUGAGACAACACCAGGGUUGGCUCAGACCACUGUGCUUCCAUCUCCGGAACCUAGUAAUGGUUCACACACUAGCCCUGCCUGUGCAGCCGAUGGGGACCAAGAGCACAAUCAUCCUGUAGAUGUCGGUCUUUCACCCAGACCGCAGCCGUCACAGCUGCCUGAAGAGGCGGGCGCAGGGGCAGUCAUCCCUACCAGUUCCAUUACCCCAGCUUCAUCAGCUAGGCCCCCUGAGAGGGCAAUCGACCAACCAAGCCUCCAAACUUCGCAGGCUAAUGCCCAUCAUGUCGCUUCAAGUCCUGCUGUAAGAGCCACAGGGCACACAGCCCAAUCUUCAGUAUCGGCCAAUUUAGGCUCCAGUCAACCAUCUCCUAGCACACAAGACCCAUCAUCCUUUUGGCAAAUUGCUAGGAUCCGGCUACAACUGUUCCACAAGGAAUCAACACAACGGGGUAGUCUGUCUGAGACCGUCGACCUACCUCGACUCCGCCUCCUGCAAGACGCAUGUCGCUCCGAGGACAUGUUCUAUCUCGCGCUUCAUCAGGUGUACUGCGUGAGUUCAUACGCCCCCACCCAACUUACCGGCUUAGCCCAAUUUGCCAUCGAAAAGGGCUUUUGGUUGGAGGUGAUCAAGCAACUCCUGAUCGACAAUCAACAACUCUCGGGCAAUUUUCUGCACUGGUGUGUCUACUAUCCAUCACCAUUGCGGUCUAUGCUUGAAAACAAUGACUACAGAAAUGCCCUGCAGCAAGUUGGGCAGACGUUAGCAUUGCUCUCCCAACAUUGGGUCCCCUUCGCGAAACGGCUCCAGUCUCGAUCAUAUCCCCCCCUUGUUGAAGAAUUAGUGAUGCAAUUUGGGGUCACGUCUCCAGUGAUGCAAAAAAUCAUUUUCACCUCAUUAACACGUCACGUUUUUGGAUCUGGCAACGAACAGUUGAUGGAUGCCUGCCUGACUUUAUUUGAUCAGAAUCAAGGCAGUUAUAGGCAGCGACCAACCAGUGCUCCUGUUGAAGAUGUGCGGAGGGAAAUGGAGGCCUUCGUCAGGGCCUAUCGAGCUCUUUCCCGGCAAUAUGCCGUAGCGGCCCACCGACCAGCUCCGAUGAUGGUGUCAGAAGCAGAACGCGCCUCUCAGAUGCAAUCACCACCAAUACAUGUGAACACCAUUCCGGUCAAUGUUCCUCCAGUGAAUAUGCCUCCAGGCACUGCAGUAACACAUCCACAAAUGAGACCAGGCUUGGCAGCAAACUCUGGUGUUGUUCGAUCUAGCAACCCUCUCUCGAAUACAUACACCUCUACAUCGAUACCCCCACCGAGUGCAAUAGUAUCUUCUAACAUGAUGUCAAACAAUCAACCACAAGCACAACGACAGCCGCUGCCACAACAACACGGAUUCAUGCAGCAACGUUCUGCUCCUUACCCUGUCCAAGCAUCAAAUCAACCACCGGUUCACGCCCCUGUUACUUCGGGUGCUCCGCUUCAGGCCACAGGAAUCCACUUCGAUCCACGUUUUCCUUCGCAGCCACAUAUGUACCCUGUUGGACCACCUGUUCAGCACUCCAUGGCUCCACCAGUAUCUACCGGGCCCCAUGUUGCCAAUUACCCAUCCACGAACAAUAUCAAUGGUCAGGGACAAGGAGUUCUGUAUGCCCCCACUCAAUAUCCUCAGGCGUACCCCGCCCCAGGAUUAGGAAGGGGUGCCCCUCAGAAUGUUAUCGCGAACCAGCAACGAAUGUAUGGUUCUCCGCAUGGUGUGCCUUCACAGAUGCCACCCGCAACAUCUACCAUGAGGUUUCCCUCCCAACAGGCCGUGUCUCGGGCCAGACCACCACAGUCUCAGCAACAGGUGCAGAGUGUUCCACUUCUCCCGUCCCCCGGAGUUAUUUCCUCCACCCUACAUCGUAAUCCGACUGUAACUGCCCUCCACCAGCUACAUCUUCGGACGCCCCCCACGAGACUGGUUCGACCAGAUGGAGGAGAGGCCAAAGAUCUAGUUCAGUACCUAUCGGCCUUUGUGAUCAAACCAACUCCUCUCGAAUUCGAGAGGUCUUCUUUCCGGUGGCAGUUCUCCGUCCCUCCUGAUGCAUACAAACGACGCGCUCGCUGGAUUUCGGAACGCGAGGGGGGUCCAGCCCGGAUCCUAUCUAGUGGUGCCCGCACAUAUCGCUUUCGCUGCAUUCAGUUUCAGGAUUCCUCCAAAGUCGAAAAUAUACAUUUUUGGGCUGGUACCGAAUGCCGAUGGCCAACUGCGGUGUACAUCCACGUCAAUGGUGAGGAAGUUUUCGUCCGUCGAUCCUUCCAUCAUGGCAAGGAUCUUCCUGUGGACAUCACACGCUACGUCAAGGAGGGAACCAACGAGAUAUCUCUGAACAUGUUGCGGAGCGAACACGAAAAGUCCAAAGGCACUAAGUAUGCCAUUGCAGUGGAGAUCAUAGAAGUCAAUAGCUCAAGCAGCAUCAGGACGGCCGUCUGCAGACUGCCAGCAGCCGAGUCACGCGAGCAGAUUCGGAAUCGUCUUUCCAUGCACACCGGCGACGAGGACUUGGUUUUCAUGGAUGAUUACAUCACCAUCGAUCUCAGGGAUCCGUUUACUGCGCGUAUUUUUGACACUCCAGUCCGCGGAAGAUCCUGCCUACAUAGGGAGUGUUUCGAUCUUGAUACCUUCCUGCAGACUGUUGUAAUCGCACCAGCGACAGCAGGGAAAAAGUCACCAUAUCUGAAGUGCCCGAUUUGCCGGAAAUUCGCCGCUCCCUCUCUCCUGAUUGUGGAUGAAUUUCUCCUGGAAAUACGAACAGAACUCGAACGGACCCAGAGGCUGGAGCGCACCCGGUCCAUUCGUGUCAAGACAGAUGGGUCUUGGGAGCCUGUUCUGGAAGAGGAGACACCACAACCCAGUAGAAGUGGCAGUGUUGUCCCAGCCAAACGGAAUCGGUCUGAGUUUGAAGCUGACCGGUCUGAGACUGCCAAGGCGGAAAUGGAUCAUGACAAUGCUCCCUCACAGGUUCCUUCUUCUGCACCCGAAGUUAUCGAACUCGAUUAG